AUGUAUUCGUUAAAUUUUCUGCCACUUCCACUUCCAUUAAUUGCUGGAAUAAACAAUUGGGAAUGUGAUCCCAUCCGUGCUGUGAAAAUUUACACAUCUCGACGUUUCGGGGAUGACAGAAAUUUUAAAGAUUUGUAUAGAUUUUCUCGUCAAAACGUGGACCGUUUGGUAGAACUUUUUUUGGCCGAUUAUGAUGAAACGCGAGGAGGUGCUUUAAGCAAUACACACAAAAUGAAGUGUUUUUUGAGAUACGUUGGUGACCCAGGUUUUCAGGGAAUUGGCGAGGACCUCGGUGUUCACCAAACAACAGUUUGUAAAACUGUAUGGAAUGUAUGUCAAGCAAUCGUAGGCAAGGCUCACGAAUGGAUAAAGUUCCCUUUAAACGUUGCUGAUUUAGAACAGGAUAAGAAAAUUUGGCAAUCAAAAUAUUCGUUUCCUAGCGCAAUAGGAGCAAUUGAUUGUACUCAUAUAUUGAUCAAAAGUCCACAUUCCUUUAAAGAUGAAUUCAUCAACCGCAAAGGUUUAUAUUCCUUCAACGUGCAAGCAACAUGCAAUGCGAGCGAAUUAUUUACCAGUGUUGAUUGCAGAUGGGCUGGAUCGGUACAUGAUGCACGCAUAUGGCGCAACUCAGAUAUUUACAAUACAAUCCAUGAAAACGAAAGUGGAGCAAUUCUAUUAGGCGACGAGGCGUACCCAUUAACCCCAUGGCUUAUGACACCAUACAGAAACCCAGUUUCUGAUCCGCAUAAGAAAUACAACAUACUUCACACGAAGGAGCGAGUUAUAAUUGAGCGCUUAUUUGGUCAAGUUAAACAAAGAUUUCCUAUUCUUCAAUCCAAGAUUCGAAUUAAAACAGAUCGAGUUCCAUCAAUGAUUAUUGCAUGCUUCGUACUACACAACGUAGCUAAAAUCCUAAAUGAUGGUGACUUCGAAGUGCCAGAAGGAUCUACAACAAGCAUUCCUGUUCCAGUUCUUCUAGACAGAAAUGUAACUGUGACUAUGCGAGGUAAAAAUCGUCGAGAAGCUAUAGCGGCCUUCGUUGACAACAACAAUCUAUUGCGAAUAAGAUGAAUGUAUAAUAACUGAAAAAAAAUAUAUUCCAGUUCAAAAUUUUAUUAAGAAUCGUUUUUCAAUAUUUGAAGCUU
Molecule: messenger RNA, 1145 nt
Organism: Topomyia yanbarensis
Lineage: Eukaryota; Metazoa; Arthropoda; Insecta; Diptera; Culicidae
Product: putative nuclease HARBI1
Exons: 2
Coding region: 1-1071 (356 amino acids)
Source: RefSeq, a predicted model, not a curated record